Molecule: messenger RNA, 2213 nt
Organism: Zingiber officinale
Lineage: Eukaryota; Viridiplantae; Streptophyta; Magnoliopsida; Zingiberales; Zingiberaceae
Exons: 1
Coding region: 396-2012 (538 amino acids)
Molecular function (GO): protein binding
Source: RefSeq, a predicted model, not a curated record
UAAUCUCUUAUAUUCUUCGUAUUUAUUUUUUACUUUAUUUUUGCAAUUUGCGGUGACAGUAAAUAAAUAAAUGGAACCCCAGCAGGUCCCAUAAUGUCGCGUGCAGAUCACGUGACCUCAACACGGCCCUGCCUGAUCAAAUACUCCUCCGUCAUUAGCCGUCAACUAAAAAAAAAUUAUAUAAAUUGACGGGUUGAGGGAGGCGAUGGCGGUGCGGGAUGUUCCCGUAAGCACCGUCACGAUUCAUCGUCUUCCUCUUUGCCUCACUCUUCACUGCUCCACCGCCAACUGAACUGUCUUCCUCCCUCUCCUCCCCUAUUUAAUUCAUUGCAUUCGCGAAAGAUCAAGUCUUGGAUCUGUCUCUGUCGAUCGAUCGGGUGGGUUUGGGGGAAUCCAUGGCGGUUCAGAUCGCAGGCGGCUUCCUGCAGUGGUCGCAGCUGUCCGCCGCCCCGUCGCCCUCCGCCAUGCGGAUGGUUCUCUCCUCGCCCUUCCUCACCGCCGGGCCCUCCAAGCUUUCUCGAGCUGGCUCCGUCGAGCUUCGAAGAAGACGGCGGAGCGAGGAGCAAGCGCUGCGCUGCGCCUGCAGCGCGAACGCUGAGCACUUCGAAGGUGACGCUGGGGAGCUGGCGCGGAAGAUCGAGGAAUUGGCCUUCGAGCUCCAGCGGCGGAUGGGAGACGGAGGAUGGAGGUGCGAAGGCGGUGGCGCUUCCUCGGCCGCCCCCUCUGCUUCCUUUUUCAGCCCCGAUUCAGAGGGUUCUUCUGUGUCGCCUAUGCCGGAUUGGCUGUCCCUCCGGCCGGAUCCGCCAGACUGGUCCACCCAGAUGGUGCCGGCGAGCGUGGAGAUGAACGCCAACAGCGUGGAUCUGCCGCUGUCGCUGCGGAUCAUCAAGCGGCGGAAGCGGCUGGAGAAAGGGUGGUUCCGAGAGGCGAGCGAUAUGGCUUGCUGCUCCGUCAAGCGCGCCUUCUCGUCGAUGGUGUUCAUGAUCCGCGAGCUGCUUAGUUACACUCUCCAGCUGCGGGGCGAGCUCUUCCACGGAGACCUCCAGGGGGUCCUCGCGCAGGUGCAGCGCGAGAUGAAUUCUUCAUUCGUCUGGCUCUUCCAGCACAUCUUCUCCCGCACGCCGACCCUCAUGGUCUCCCUCAUGCUCCUCCUCGCCAAUUUCACCGUCUACUCCAUGGGCCACCUCGAUGCCGCCGCUAUGGCGGCGCCCAAUUCGCUGGCGCGAUCGGUGACCGAGUCGGUUGUGAUUGAGGACCACCGCCAGAGCCACCGCGACCGCUCCCCCAUCGUUAAGUUGUUCUCCUCCACUGGGCGAACUGCUUCCGUUGGAGGCAGCGGCGUGGGUGGUGGAGGGAAGACGAGGCCGGUGGCCGGUGCAACGGGUGACGAGCGGUCGGAUGAUGGAUCCUCUGUCUACCGGACGAUCCUCCCCGACGGGAUUUCGAGUGCUCCUGCUUCCGUCAACGCAGAGAAGGUGGGGGAAAACAAAAAGGGAGAAACGUUGGAUGAAGCAAGAUCUUGGAAUGCCAUCCUCGAGGAGGCGUCGAGGAUGCAAGCGGCCACGAGGGACGCGGCGCUCCUGGAUCGGGAUACGCUCCGGCGGCUCCUAUCGCCUGUGACGGUCGAGCUUGAGCCCGACGUCGACUACCCGGAAUACCUGCGCACCGAGUUGAUGUACCAAGAGGCCCUGUCGGAGGAGCCGGAGAACCCGCUUCUCCUUGCCAACUUCGCACAGUUCGUCUACCUCGUCCGCCGCGAUCUCGACAGGGCGGAGCACUACUUCAAGAGGGCGGCGUCGUCGAAGCCGGCGGACGCCGACGCGCUGAGUCGGUACGCAAGCUUCCUUUGGCUAGCGAAAAAGGACCUGGAAGCGGCGGAGGAGACCUACUUGGAAGCCAUCUCCGCCGAUCCCAGUAACACCUUCCACGCCGCCAAUUACGCCCACUUCUUGUGGAACACCGGCGGCGAGGACACUUGCUUCCCCCUCAACGAAGGCGGCGACGACCAGUAGUUAACACCGCCUACGGAUUCCAAAUCUCCGGCGAACCCUCCAUCCAAAAAAUCAAAUCUUGGGCGAAGCGAUUGUAUAAUGAUCACUACCACAACAACUCCCGUCUUUGGAGAAUGCGUCCACGGGAUAUAUCUGCCAUCUCGAUGUGUAGAAUAAUAAAUUUCGAUCUCCAUAUUUACUGAUCCCAGCUACUUUUCAUUA